CGGCGAGUUUCGAUCACGACAACGAACCAGUGUGGUCACGUAGGCCCACCGAAUCGCAUGUGGUGGAUGGAUCUUUCUCACUUCGAAUCGACGCCGAGUUAAAAAACAUGUUAUAACCGCGUUGUAUCCUCUCGUUAUCGCGCGAAACGAGUAACGUCGAUAUAAUUAACGCGUUAAAGGACGACGAUCAUCAGCUGCGAGCCUAGAGAGAGAGAAAAAGAAAGAAAGAGAGAAAGAAAGAGAGAGAGAAAGAGAGAAAGACAGAGACAGAGACAGAAACAGAGAAAAAGACAGAGAAAGAGAGAAAGAGAAAGAAAGAGAGAGAGAGAGAGAGUUAGAGAGAGAGAGAGAGAGAACGGUAAUUGAAACACAAGGCAUUUAUCCUUCGACGAUUAUAUACAUACAUAUAUUCGGACGUCUAACGAGAAGCGGCGAGUAUCACCGAAUUGUGUUUGUCUCUUUCGGGCUCAAUGGCCGAAUAUCAGAGCCGCCAACGAACGAGGGUAUUGAGGGAAGGGGGAUGACAUUAAGAGGGUUGGAUGGUAGGGGGGAAAAGCAAGCUUAUAGGAUAUAAACAGUAAUCUAGGAGUAAACGCAGAUUUUAAUAGAAGAUCAUCUUUGCUCUGAAGCCUUAGUGACUUGCAUGAUCAUAAACGCUCUACAACUUAUCUACAAGCUAACGUGUGAUAUAAAAUGAAGUGGUCCCCGGGUGCUCUGUUUUGUGAACAAGUGGGUGAACUUACUCGGGUAUUCUCUCAGUGGAACGAGUGCGAACAAACCGUGGUACUUUAUGCUCUACUUCGUCGCAUCCCUGCUGUUCAAGCAAGAUUUCUGGCGCAGGCUGUACAACAUUCUCUUCACUCUGUUUCUGAGUUGGAUACACAAGAAUUGAAUGCUAACAAUCCAGCCUUCAUUAAUUCAUUACUCACAGAACCGACUGAAGUUGCAAUCAAUCAACUUUUAACGCAUCUCCCGCUUUUAAGGCCUGGAAAUGUAGAAUGCAAACAAUGUUAUCUUAUAGCAAUACCUGAGUUAGUGAGUCAUUGUGUGACCACUGGUCAAUAUACAGAACAGACACAGCAGUUGCUAAGUUACACGUUAAUUCAUCCUGCUAUAACUAGUCAAGACAGACGCUCGUUAACCCAAUGGCUAAGGCAUCUCGAAGAACGAAUCAGUGGCACUCCAUCUAUUCAUAGCCUCGAAGAAUAUACGAACACCUCAACUAGGUGGGAUAAUGUAUGGCAAAGAAGUUCUAAACAGCAACAACAACAACAACAACAACAGCAAUCAAAUGAACAAACACAUUUGUUUGGCACACAGCCUACUACUACAUUUAAUUUACAGUUUCCUCCUCCAGUAACUCGUCAACGUCGUUCAAAUAGUUUGACUCCUCCUGUUGCACCACCACAUCAUCUUGAAGUCGUUGAUCGUAGCAACAAUGCAAAUAAUUCCAUAAGACACAAACCACGCAGUUUUAGUAUCUCCGGAGAUCAUACCAGCAAUCUAAUAGGUUUAGGUCCUCUUAGUCCACAGAGUUCUUGCGCAAGUAGUGGUAGUGAGGGUCGUUUAGAUGAAGCUUCGAAUCGUACAUUGGCAAGUGGAAUGAAAGAUGUACCAUCAUGGCUUAAGACAUUACGCCUUCACAAAUAUAGCUACUUGUUUGUUACCCUAAGUUACGAAGAAAUGUUACAAUUAACCGAAGAACAAUUAGCCGAGCAAGGUGUAACAAAAGGAGCCAGGCAUAAGUUAGCUCUUUCAAUUGCUAAAUUGCAACAACGUUACACGACUCUUGUUAACUUAGAAAAAGAUCUGUUACAACCAACUCGUGAUGGUACACAAGGAACUUCAUUUUCACAAGGGCCAAUACUGCUUGUCAAUACUCUUGAUGAAUUGAAGACAAUAUUAGCUACACCUUUAAAACCAAGUCAGGAAAGUGAUCCUCAGGAUAUACCUGCGCAGUUUACGAAAGUCCUUGGAAAACUUUGUAGCAGACUGGCACUGGAUAGUGUAGACGAUGGAAUUUUAUGUGCAUGCAUUAAUAUAUUAGAAAAAGUAUUGCAACAUGACUGCUUUACUCCAAAUCAAAAGGAGAAGGUACAACAAUGGCGUAGCAGACUUGGCAAUCCACGACCCACACCGAAAUGGCAAUAUAAUUAUGGAUAUAAUAAUCGAAGAUUCUGUAAUCUUCAACAACACAAUAGAAAACCGAGUUUAAAUUUGAGUCAUAUUCACAAUACUCAUUCACAUAACAAUUCUUUUACCAUCAGCCCACAUAGAAAUAGUAUAUCUACACCGUAUAUACAAAAUAAUCAGAUCCAAACUAUGAAUCAGAAUAACUUACGUCCAGUACAUACGGCUGAGAAAAGACCUAGUUUACAGGAGAAUAGUUUGGAGCAACUUCAAAGAACGUUGCAACGAACAUAUAGUGCACCAAGAGAUCAUUUUCUUGGCCAAGGAGGUGGUGGUGGCGGAGGAGGAGGAGGAGGAGGUGGUGGUAGUGGACCGGAAACAACAGAACCGGAAAUAAAUUCAAGCCUUGAAUCUCUCUGCUUGAGAAUGACCGAACAAGCGAUUGGUGGUUUUGGUGAAGUCUAAAAGAACAUUUCUCCUCCGUGGCCAUAUUAAUGGACGUAUCGUAAGUUCCGUUUAAAAACGAAAGAAAAACAAACAAAAGAAAACAGAAAACAAAACAAAGAUCACACACUAAUACUUGUCCAAAUAAUCAAUCAUUGCCAAAAGUGGGUAAGAAAAGGGAGGGGGUGGGGAUAAAUGGGUAAGAAAAGAAAAAAUAUAUGUGGUGAAUAUUGAAAUCAAUGAAAAUGAUGGAGAUGCGAAUAAAAUUGAAAUUGGUCGGUGAUCAUAAACGACAUAUAUAUAUAUAUAUGUGUAUAUAUAUAUGUAUUUAUAAUACAUAUAUAUAUAUAUGUAUAUAUGUAUUCGCAUAUUUUAUUGCGAUAAGAAUAUAAAUAUAAUAUUACACUCUCACGCUUUAAUAACACUACCAAAUGAAGAUGAAGAAGAAGAAGAAGAAGAAGAAAGAAAGAAAGAAAGAAAAAAAAAAGUAAAUGUUCGACAAUUGAAAUGAUUGCGUAUAAAGAAAAGAUGAGAUCAUAGGUAUGUGGACGACGUGAUCAUAAAUGACUCAAAUAUAUAUAUAUGUGAAUCAUAUUUUUUAUUAUAUCCGAUGCAAUUCUACUGUUAUAUGAAACUGACAGAAUUUGGCGAGCCAAAUGCUAUUAGAAAGAUAGAUUCUUUCCUUGACUUAGCUGCAUCUAUAGAAAAAAAAAAAAAGAAAAAAAAAAUUAUAUGAAUAAAAUAUAUAUAAAUAUAUGUAUAUGUAUACACACAAUAGGAUUUUAAGAGAAAGAGAGAAAGAAUGAAAGAAAGAAAGAAAGGAAGGAAGGAAGGAAGGAAGGAAGAGAUAUAAAAUCGUAUAAAAUACAAAGAAAAAAAGAAAAGAAAAGAAAAAAGGGGAGGAAGAGAGAGAUAGUGCACGAAAAAAAAAAGAUGUGAAACUCUGCCGUGCGAUAUUUGCAAUAUUAUUUUUCUCGUGUUAUCCAUUUCUGGAAAUGGAAUUCGUCUGAUUUUAAGCCAGGACACAUUAUAGUAAUGUAAUGUAAUAAUUUUUUUUUAAAUGAAUAUGGACUGAUUUUA
Messenger RNA from Vespa crabro (European hornet), 3654 nucleotides. RefSeq names its product protein Smaug homolog 1 (gene smg). Gene Ontology annotation, molecular function: mRNA binding; protein binding; translation repressor activity. The coding region runs from base 694 to 2595 and encodes 633 amino acids. The record is from RefSeq and is a predicted model, not a curated record. The transcript is spliced from 9 exons. Gene Ontology annotation, cellular component: P-body. Gene Ontology annotation, biological process: regulation of DNA-templated transcription; negative regulation of translation; regulation of mRNA stability. NCBI's taxonomy places the organism in Eukaryota, Metazoa, Arthropoda, Insecta, Hymenoptera, Vespidae.